Aspergillus wentii DTO 134E9 is the source of this 861-nucleotide messenger RNA. RefSeq lists its product as uncharacterized. The transcript has 2 exons. The record is from RefSeq and is a predicted model, not a curated record. Lineage: Eukaryota; Fungi; Ascomycota; Eurotiomycetes; Eurotiales; Aspergillaceae. The coding region runs from base 183 to 662 and encodes 159 amino acids.
GAAGCCUGAAGAGAGAUGAGGCAUCUGGAUAGCAUCACGGACAGUGAAUCUUCAUCCCGUCCAACGCUCUCCACCGCAUAUCCUCCUUUCCUGUCUUUUUUUUCCCUUUCGCUUUUCUUUUCCCUCGUGGGCCCAAGCGGCUUUCUCCUUAAGUUUAGUUCGACUCCUUCUUGUCGCUCUGGAUGCUUGAACUUUUGAUGUCGUUGGAUGAAACCCCCUUAUUAUCUCUGCUUGAUCCUCUUUCCCCUCCGACUCUCUCCUUGUCUCCGGCUAAUCGACUGCCACGACAGUCAAGCAUAGCUUAUUCUUCUUCUGGCUUUCUUGUCGCUGGAAUUGCUACUAAUUAUUCUUCUUCUUCUUCUUCUGUCUCCCUAUCCCGGAGGCUUUUUGGCCUGGUCUGGUGGCUUUUGGGCUUAUACGAACCCUGUCGGACUUGCCGAGUAGUUUUUUCUUUUUUCUUUUUUUUUUUUUUUCCAUCUUUUUCCCUUUUUCCUCCAUUAUUUGUCCUUUUUUUAUUCUUUCUUUUUCCUGAAGAAAGAAAAAAGAAAAUAGUCCAUUAUCUAUUAUUCUAUAAUUCUUCAGCUUUUCUACAAGUCAGAUUCGCCCAUCCGUGGUUCGCUCCUCCUCCGCCUUUCUGCCAGUAUCCGCUCGUUCUUCUUUAGGGGGUUCACGGGACUGUCCACCAACUACCGACUAAUUAACUACCUCAUCUCUCGCUCUCUCACAUCUCUCCUCACUUGCUUAGUCCCUGGUCUGAUCCAUUCCGUCCUCGUCAGACAGGUCAAUUCUUCUGCCUUUUUUCUCCUAUUGAAUCUACCGGGUCGGAAAUUUGCUUUCCUAGAUUCGCGUCGGUUUGCCUAU